AUGGCCUAUAAAAGUCAACAUGGUGUUGAUGACAUGGUCAUGUUGUCAAAGAUUGCAAAUGAUUCGAUUCUUGACAAUCUAAAGAAACGUUAUGCUGCUGAUGUUAUUUAUACAUACAUUGGAAAUGUAUUGAUUUCAGUGAAUCCAUUUAAACAGAUUAAGAAUCUUUACUCUGAGAGAAAUCUCUUGGAGUACCGUGGAAAGUUCCGAUACGAAUUGGCACCACACGUGUAUGCGGUGGCCGACGAUAUGUAUCGUAGUAUGUAUGCAGAGGGCCAGAGCCAGUGUGUGAUUAUCUCUGGUGAGUCUGGUGCCGGUAAGACCGAAGCGGCCAAGCUGAUCAUGCAGUACAUCGCUGCGGUCAGUGGUAAAGGUGUUGAUGUAACUAGAGUUAAAGAUGUAAUUCUAGAGUCGAAUCCAUUGCUCGAAGCAUUUGGAAAUGCUAAAACUCUUCGUAAUAACAAUUCAUCUCGUUUUGGUAAAUAUAUGGAAGUCCAAUUCGAUGGAAAAGGUGAUCCAGAAGGUGGAAGAGUAACAAAUUAUUUAUUAGAAAAAUCUCGUGUAGUUUAUCAAACAAAAGGUGAAAGAAAUUUCCAUAUUUUUUACCAAUUACUUGCUGGUGCCAAUGCUCAAUUAAAGAAUGAAUUAAGAUUGGAAUCACCAGAUAAAUAUCAAUAUCUUAGUUCAAGUGGAUGUUAUACAGUGGAUGGUGUCGAUGAUUCACAAGAGUUUCAAGAUGUAAUCAAGGCCAUGAAGGUCAUUGGUGUUACUGAACAAGAACAAAAGGAAGUAUGGCGUCUCAUUGCUGCCAUUCUAAAUCUUGGAAAUAUUGGAUUCAAGAAUAACAACAAAGAUGAAGCUCAAAUUGAUACUUCUUCAAGAAAAUAUGUUACAUCUUGUGAGAAAGCAUUGUGUUAUAGAACGAUUUCAACUGGUACUCAAGGUAGAAGUGCGCGUGUCAGUACUUAUGCAUGUCCACAGAAUUCAGAGGGUGCAUACUACUCGCGUGAUGCCCUUGCCAAAGCACUGUACAGCAGGCUGUUUGACUGGAUUGUUGGUCGUGUCAAUAUUGCUCUUGGCUACAAGCACAAUUCGUCGUCGUUGAUGAUUGGUAUUCUCGAUAUCUACGGUUUCGAAAUCUUUGAGAAGAACGGAUUCGAACAGAUGGUUAUCAACUACGUCAAUGAGCGUCUACAGCAGAUCUUCAUCGAACUCACUCUCAAGACGGAGCAAGAGGAGUACUUUGCAGAGGGUAUCCAAUGGGAGCAAAUCGACUACUUCAACAACAAGAUCUGUUGUGAUUUGAUCGAUGCAAAGAAACCGGCCGGUAUCCUCACCGUCCUCGACGACGUCUGCAACUUCCCCAAGGGUGACGACGACAAGUUCCUCCAGCGUAUGAACGAAUCGUUUGGUGGACACGCACAUUACAUGUCUGCACAACAGGCAUCGCGUAAUUUCACUAUCAAACAUUAUGCCGGUGACGUAGACUACUGCACCGAUGGAUUCGUCGAUAAAAACAAAGAUUUGCUCUUCAACGAUUUGGUGGAGUUGGCUGCGUGCACCUCGAGCAAGCUGAUUCCCCAGUUGUUCCCAGAGAUCAACGCUGAGAAAGACAAGAAGAAACCAACUACCGCCGGUUUCAAGAUCAAGGAAUCGAUCGGUGCUUUGGUGCGUGCACUCUCUGCUUGCACUCCGCAUUACAUCCGUUGCAUCAAGCCCAACGGAAACAAGCGCGCCAACGACUUUGACACUUCGCUCGUCAUGCAUCAAGUCAAGUAUCUCGGAUUGCUAGAGAAUGUCCGUAUCCGUCGUGCCGGUUACGCCUACCGUCAGACCUACGACAAGUUCUUCUACCGUUAUCGUGUGUGCUGCAAGGAGACCUGGCCAAAUUUCACCGGUGGAUUCGAAGCCGGUUGCGAAGUGAUUUUGAAGUCGAUGGAUCUCGACCCGAAGCAAUUCUCCAAGGGAAAAACCAAGAUUUUCAUUCGUGCGCCAGAGACUGUGUUCAACUUGGAGGAGCUACGUGAGCGCAAGGUAUUCACCUACGCCAACAAACUACAACGUUUCUUCUUGCGUUUCACUCUGAUGUCCUACUACUACUCCAUCCAGAAAUCGGCAAACGAUUCACUCAAGUCCAAUAAGGAGCGUCGUCGUCUCUCGAUCGAACGUCCAUUCCAAGGUGACUACAUCAACUACCGUGAGAAUUUCCCACUGAAGGACGUCGUCCAAAAGAAUGGCAAUGAGAAAAUGAUGUUCUCACACGCCGUCAACAAGUACGACCGUCGUUCUCGUUCGCAACGUCGUAUUUUGAUUCUCACCGAUGUCGCUCUCUACUUUAUUGCCAUCGAGAAGAACAAAGACAAAGAGGACCGUAAGAAACGUCCAUGGAUCUACGUGCAGAAGCGUAGAUGUCUCCUCACCAACAUUGUCUCGGUCGAGUUGUCGCGUUGGUCCGAUGGAUUCGUCAUCGUAAAGACAAUGACAGACCACGACCAGAUGUUUGAAUGUCGUAGAAAGUCCGAGUUUAUCGGUACCCUCAUGAAGGCAUACAAAGCGGUGCGUGUCAACUACAACAACGGAAUCGGUGUCGCCAUCAAGGCGUCCAAACAAGGUGGAAAAGGUAAGGAGCGUCAAAUCUCUUUCGAGAAGGGUGUCAAGCCCGAAACCUCUAUCAAGGGAACCAAGGUGUUGGCACCAAACGACGGUUUGCCAGCUGAUACCGUCCCCAAUAUCACUCCACCCGAGGCAUUGCCAGUCGUUUCCAUUCCAAUCUACCGACCUGCAAUGAACUCAAAGGUUGCCGCUGGCAGCAGUAGCAGCGGUGCUUCCACCGCCAAGCCAACUGCCAAGGCACUCUACGACUUUGACGCGGAAUCCGGCAUGGAGCUGUCAUUCAAGGAGGGUGACAUCCUCACCGUCAUCGACCAGUCAUCCGGCGACUGGUGGGAUGCCGAGCUGCGUGGACGCAAGGGUAAGGUACCAUCGAACUACCUCCAACUCCUCAAGAGUAGCGCACCACCAACCCGUGCACCGCCACCCUCUACCUCCACCUCGACACGUGGUGGACUGCCACAACCUGGCGCGCCAAGAGGUGGAAUGCCAGCCCGUGGAGGUGCUGCACCCAGAGGUGGAGUUGCACCUAGAGGAGGAAUGCCAGCCCGUGGAGGUGCUGCACCCCGAGGUGGAAUUGCAUCAAGAGGUGGAUAUUAA
Messenger RNA from Heterostelium album PN500, 3210 nucleotides. It is a transcript of the gene myoD, whose product is annotated as class I myosin. The record is from RefSeq and is a predicted model, not a curated record. The transcript is spliced from 5 exons. Gene Ontology annotation, biological process: vesicle transport along actin filament; endocytosis; chemotaxis to cAMP. Gene Ontology annotation, molecular function: microfilament motor activity; actin filament binding; ATP binding. Lineage: Eukaryota; Evosea; Eumycetozoa; Acytosteliales; Acytosteliaceae. Gene Ontology annotation, cellular component: cytoplasm; vesicle; actin cytoskeleton. The coding region runs from base 1 to 3210 and encodes 1069 amino acids.